Molecule: messenger RNA, 738 nt
Organism: Trichoplax adhaerens
Lineage: Eukaryota; Metazoa; Placozoa; Uniplacotomia; Trichoplacea; Trichoplacidae
Exons: 1
Coding region: 1-738 (245 amino acids)
Source: RefSeq, a predicted model, not a curated record
AUGGAUUGGUAUUCAUUGUUGGCUUUUAGUUGCAUUAUAACUAUCAUCAUUCCUAGUGAAGGGAAGAAUUUACGCUGCUGCGAUGAGGAAGCUUGGAAUGUAGGAAAUUCUCAGUAUUCAGUGAAUUGCGAUAGUGCAAUUGCAGUAUUGAAAGCAACCGUUCAAGCAUUAUCUGACAAGGAUGAUUGUAAUUUGCCUAGCUACAAUACUACAAAUUUUGUGCCCUCAGCUUGCGGGAAAAUAAUUCAACAAUCAAAAUUUCCAAGUGCUGUCCUCGAUGUCGUCAUUAGAAAUUUUCCAGUUAAGAACAAGACCCGACCGUCAUAUUGUGAAGACAUUUUGUAUCCCCGAAUUUUAAAUACUGUAUCUCUUGAUCAUGUAUUGAAUAACAAAAAUAGUACGAAUGCCACCGUCGUAGUAUCUCUUAAAUUAUACCUAUAUUACUUGCAAUUGUUAUUCAGUACGACUUCUAAAUAUGUACGGAAAUGUAGAAAGAUUCCUGAAAUUUGCGAAUAUAAUUUCAUCAACAGUAUUUUAUGCCAAGUCAAUCAGGUAACUGAACAAAUACCAACUAUUUGCUUCGGCGAAAAGGCUAACGUUAACCCCAUAUUCCUAAAGCAAAGUACGGAAGAUAUAGCAUUUGUUCUUCUUCAUGCUAAAUCACCUCAAAAUUGCAAGCCGUGGGACUUAGAUUUGGCUUUAAUAUACCAGCUUUUGGAAGAAUUUAAAUUUAAAUAA